This is a messenger RNA of Dentiscutata heterogama, 738 nucleotides long. The record is from the annotation of a GenBank genome assembly. Lineage: Eukaryota; Fungi; Glomeromycota; Glomeromycetes; Diversisporales; Gigasporaceae.
AUGGCUAUUCGUGCGCAGUUUGAAAACAGCAAUGAAAUUGGAGUUUUUUCCCGUUUAACGAACUCUUAUUGCUUGGUUGCGAUAGGAGGUUCAGAAAAUUUUUACAGUGUAUUUGAAAGCGAAUUAAAUGAUAUAAUUCCAGUAGUUCAUACAUCAAUUGCUGGUACUAGAAUCAUCGGUCGUUUAACUGCAGGUAACAAGAAAGGACUUCUCGUCCCAAACACGACGACAGAUCAGGAACUUCAACAUUUACGAAAUUCGCUUCCGGAAUCUGUUCAAAUUCAACGUAUUGAGGAACGUCUUUCAGCAUUAGGAAAUGUUAUUGCUUGUAAUGAUUAUGUUGCUCUUGUCCAUCCUGAUGUUGAUAGAGAAACUCAAGAAAUUAUUCGAGAUGUAUUAGAUGUAGAAGUGUUUACGCAAACAAUUGCGGGUAAUGUAUUAGUUGGUAGUUAUUGUGCGAUAAGUAAUCAAGGUGGAUUGGUUCAUCCACGUACGACUGUUCAAGAUCAAGAUGAAUUAUCAUCACUAUUGCAAGUUCCUCUUGUUGCCGGAACGAUAAAUCGCGGAUCUGAUGUGAUUGGCGCAGGCAUUGUAGUGAAUGAUUGGUGUGCAUUUGCGGGAUUAGAUACCACCGCAACAGAAUUAUCUGUGGUCGAAAGCAUUUUCAAAUUGCAAGAUGCACAACCAACGGCAAUCGUCAAAGAACUAAGAGAUUCACUAGUAGACACGUAUGGUUAA